CCCUCUCCUGCUCCCAUCAAAAGCGUCCCCAGCACCAGAGCCAAGGAGGGAGAAAAACAUAACAACAGGAAGGAAAGCAAGACAAAGCGGGCUGAGGGGGGAAAGAGAGCUGGAUGCGGGGUGAUCAGCAGCAAGGCAGACCUAGGAUAACCCGGAGGGUGCAAAGGUGUCAGAAGUCAAGGACCAACAAAUCCAGAUUCCUGCUGGGUUUCAAACGUCACCUUCUCUCCCCUAUCCCAGCCUCACCAAAAAGGCAUCUCCGCCCUCCCCCUCUUUUCACGACCUCAAAAAACAUCCUCAUGGAUUUCAGGCUUAGACUGUAAUGCAGGUGAGUGGAUCUGCUUCUGAAACGGAAGGUUUUGUUUUUAUUUUUAUUUUUGCAACAGGGGACUUACUGGGUGUCUUGCGAUGGUUAAACACCUGGAAAUCUCGAUUUGCGUUAAGUUAUAAUGGAGGGAGGGGGAAUGGCUGUAUUGGGGGGUUGAGAACAGAGGGACGAUGUGGCAAACGAGUCUCCCUUUCCCGUCCUUGAAGGCACUGUUUGCAGGGGGUGUGCACGCACCUUCGCAACAAAAGAGGGGCAGCGUUUGCUGAAGGGAUCGGGCGCCCCAGAUUUCGACAACAUGAAAGGCGAGAGAGAGAGAGAGAAAUGUGUUGUUUAUUUCUUGAUGCGGGGGGGAGAGAUCAAAAAGCAGGGAAAGAGAUGAGAAAGAGAGGGUGAUGAGUUCUUGUUUCCUCCGCCUCCCCCCCCCCAAGGUGGCAAUAAAAAGAGUGGGCGUUUGUUUGUGGUGGCUGUCGCCUCGGUUUGUUGUGACAGAUCAUUCUUUUGGGGGGUGCGUAGGAGGUGGGGAGAGGCUGGCAGGCUGAUGCGGAGAGGGUGGAGGUGCCACCGGGAGCUGGAAAAGUGUGUUUGCUGUGCGGGGGGGGGGGAGGAGGUGGAUGUCAAGGAGAGCCGACCAGUGUUUUUUUCCUUGCAAGCAUCAACACAAGAGGUUAAAAGAGGAUCUGGUGUGUGUGUGUGUGUGUGUGUGUGUCUGUCUGUCUGUCUGUCUGUGUGCUCGCAGAGUUCUCCCCUUACAGGUACCCUUAACGUCUCCUGACUGCUAGGAUGACAUUUGGGGAUAUUUUAAGCCGGUGAUGCCAUGGUGGUUAUGGGGAUACCGGAGGGCUUUAUAUAGAGACGGGUGAAAACUGCGGGUGGGUGAGGCACGCGCUGACACGUGUGUCCGGGCUCACAUGCAGAGGCAGACACGCAGACACAGUGCUUUCCUUUGUUGAAACACAAGGCGGUUAGAGAAUCUGCUUUGCCUGCAGAAAAUCCUAGGUUCAAUUACUGUCGGCAUUUCCAGGUCUGAAACCUGUCUGAAACCCUGGAGACCUGCUGCCUGCUGGUACAAAACAACAUUGAGCUAGAUGGACUUUCUGUGCUCCUAUUUAAUGAGGUCUUUUCCUCAGAACCAUGAGGACUAGAAUCUUGCUUGGCUUUUAAGGAAGGGAUGCAGUUCAGUGGUGGAGCAUUUGCUUCGCAUGCAGAAAGUCCCCAGUUCAUUCCUUGAUGGCAUUUCCAAAUGUGGCUAGGAGAGACUCUCUAGCUGAAACCUUGGAGUGCCUGGUGUAGACAAUAUUGAGCUAGACGGAGCAAGGAUUUUGUGUAAGUCAGUUUCCCGUGUUCCCAAGUAUGUAGAAAUAUAUGCAUCAGUGGGAAGACCGAUGAGCCCAGAGACACGCGGCAUGUGUGCAAAGGUUUAUUAAACACCCAAUUCAUAUAGUAUAAAUUGCACACACAGAACUGAGGUGCAUGUCACAUAGUGCUUAGGAUCCACUGUGUGCCACCUGUGCAACACACCUGUGCAACACACCAACACCAGGUGAACAAACAGUAUCACACAGGAGAUACCCGUUUUUCAUAGAAUCGUAGAAUUGGAAGGAACCACAAGGUUCAUGCAGUCCAACCCCUUGCAAUGCAGGAAUCUUCUGCCCGAUGUGGGGCUCAAACUCACGGCCCUGAGAUUAAGAACCUCAUGAUGUACCAACUGAGCUAUACCAGGCCUUUCCCCCCCUGUUGUUUCAACUAAAAUGUAUAUCCUCUUUUAAAAAAGAAAUCUGAGCAGGCAAAGGGUCAUGGCUAGGUCCUCAGGCCACCUUUGCCAUGAGACAGCAAGCCCUUUUCUCUCAGACUCAGUCCUCCUGUCUGCAAUAUGGGGAGAAUAAUACUGACCUGCCUCACAAGGUUUUUGCAAAGGUUAGAAUGGAAUGUAUGCAAAUACUCAAAAACGACAUAGAAAUUUUCUCAUUGGCAUUCUCUAAUAACAAGCGGAAAACUGGAAAAAUACUACCUCCAUAUUAACUCCCUUCUUGGCAACAUGAAUAUGUACUUUGUGUUCAGAAUUACCUCCUAGGAAGGGUAGAUUUAGGGCACUGGAACCACGGGGCACUUUGUAGGACAAGGGGGAUGGUUAGAGCAGCUGCCUUGCAUGCAGAAGUUCUCAAUCCUAAAUGGCAUCUUCUUCGAAACCCCAGAGAAGCCACUGCAGGCCCAUAUAGAUAUAGACCAGGGGCAGCCUAAAUGGGCCCCACCAACUCCCACCUGCCCCACCAGCAUAGCCAGUGGUCUGGGAUCAUGGGAAUUUUAGUCUGACAACACCUGGAGGGCAACAAGUUGGCUACCACCAGUGUUAAGGCAAUGCCCAGCCCCGCAGCCCUUGCAACUUCCAACUCCCUUGCGUCCAAACUUUUGUAAAGAAUCUCAACUUUCUUGGAUAUGCAUAGCCAAAAUCUAGGUCACGAAUUGCCAAAUCUGCAGUUGCGGCUGCGAAGAAGAUUUUCUCGUGGCCUGCAGAUUAGGUUUCGCUGUUACUUCUAGCGAGUUGACUCCGAAAGCCACUUCACACAUGCCAGAAGAGGACAAGUGUGCCUCUGCAUGUGUGAAUGAGCCACUAACAGAAGAAACUUGAGCAUUGUGCUCUGUUGGACAGAAUGCCAGUUUAAGUGUUUUGAGUGCUGUGAAUGCAUGCUGUCAACCAAUAUUGAAAGAUGUACAGACAACCCUCACCUUGGGUGAGUGGUGCUGUCAUUCUGAAUGGGUGCACGUGAAGGCCUUUGCUCCCUUCGGGAAGUAAACCUAGAAAUAUCAAGGCCGGAUCCCAGCUGUAGCUGCGUUUGGCUUUUUGGAUACAAGGCUGAUGAAAUGAAGCCAGAGGCAGAGGGUGUGAAGACAAAUAUCCAUCAAUGUGUUCCAGAAAUCAUGAUGCAAGGAAAAAGGAGUUGUGUGCAGUUGGGGAGAGCUGCCUGUUACUUUUUUUGGGGGGUGGGGAAGUGGGCUGUGGAAGCAAUCUCAGUGCCCUCUGCAUAUUUGCUGGACUACAACUCCCAUGGACUGGGGUGGUGCUGACGAGAGUUGCUUUGCACGGCAGAGAGUUCAAUCCCUGACUGCUCCACAUAAAAAGAAGGCAAGGGGAAAUAUAUUUCCAUGCCUUAGAUCCUGGAGAGAUGCUGCCAGCCAGAGUGGGCUGCACUGGGCCAAAUGGACAAAUAGUCUGAUACAGGAUAUAAGGCGGCUUUUCAUGUUCUGUGGGAAAGUUUGCCCAUAGCUGUACAUACAGAAAACAACAACAACCGCCUGUCACAUUGAUUGCAGCACAGCCUUGUAAGGUAGACCGGGAUUAUUGCGCCCUUGCUGCAGAUGGAAGGACUGCAAGAACCAGGGGGAAGUUCCCCAAUGUGCCAAAAUUGGAAUCAAAGGCUUUGGGUGAUUCAUACCAAUUAAUCCCAGCCAGCCUCGCAUCCUUUCCUGUUGUUACCAGAUGAGACAUUGCAAAUGCCGAUUGGAACUCCGCGUUCCGCCCAUCAGCAUGUUUUGGGAAGCGGCAGGGAGCACCCGGAGGCCCAGGGACAUGUGGAAUCCCCUGGAGGCCUCUCCCCCUCCUCGUCUCCCCCCCCACAGCCCGCACACACCCCGCCCCCCCCCGACACAGCAUAUCUAGGGCCAAGUGGUGAGCUCAUGGUGUGGGGUGAAACCCGAGGAGACAGAUGCCCUCAUUGGGCACUGCCAGGCUAUGAGCUCAGGAGGGUAUUUUUAGAGGCAGCGCACAACUUCAUUUGGUGGAGGAGAGAGCUGAACGGCAGCCCAAAAGGAAGUGAACAGGCGCUGCAGGGGGACCACCAGCCACGUCAGGGUGAGUGUUUGCGGGGGGGGGGGGACGGGACCUCGUCUUUCUUCCUUUCUUUCAAGUGCAUUUGGAGAGUGUACACCGACCCAAGCUGGAAAGGGAGAUGCACGCACUGCUGAGUGUGCAGAUGUGUAUACACACACACACACGUGCACACAGCCGUUUUGUGCGUCCUCAAAGCGGUGGGCGCCCGCCUGCGUGUGCAAAUCCGAUUCAGGCAGGAGGGAAGGAAGCAAGCGAUGUGUCGGAGGGCUUUGGAAUUCCCUGAACGCAAAGCAGGCUGAGCUUCAGGGCUGAGCAAAGGGAUGGAAAUCCCUGCUGGUGUGUAGUGAGCAUGGGUGUUGGUUGUGUAGAAAGCAAUGCCAGGGGGAGGCGGUGUGCCCAGCCCAGACCAGAGAGGGUGCAUGCUUGAAUUGCUAGAUUGUGCAAUGGAAAGCCUGUGUGCAGCUAAAUUGUCUGGUGUACGUGUGCGCAUAAACUGCUUUCAGCACAUGGUUUUUGCAGGAAAUGUGGCAUGUUCAUAAACUGACCAUGACUCUCUCUGUGUGUGUGUGUCCCAGUGUUAGAGCAUCUGCCUUUCGUGCAAAAGUUUAAUUCCUAGUUUAAUUCCUGACACUUCCAGGUACAGCUGAAACCCUGGACAGCUGCUGCCAGUCAGUGUAGGUGAUACUGAGCUGGAUGGGCCAAUGUUCUGAUUCUUUGUGAAGCAGCUUCCUCUGUGUAUAUGCAGGUGUGCAAGUGUACCGUAUAUGUGCCACGAAGCACAGAGGCACGUGCAGAACGCAGUACUUCGCACGAGGGGGUUUUCGCUCGCGAGGAGCGUUCUUUGGGGGAUGCUCGCAUUACUUAUUCUUAUAACGAUUAAUUACUGUAGCCCCAUCAAUGUCAAACACACUUUACAUAGUUUCCCAGGAAAGAGAGAGGCAGAGGUCCCUGCCCUCAGGGAGACCACAGUACAAAUGCUGCCAGUGGGGGGAAUCAGCAUUCAGGCUCCCGUUUCUUAAUGGGAGCAUUACGUUAUUGGGGUGGGCGAACUAUUUGUGGAGCAGAAUUCCGUGCUACUUUGGUAGGGGGAGGCUGAGAAGGGAGAGCUACUUCCUAAGGCCCUCCCCGCUGCAAGAUCUCAUGGGAGAUGUUGGGGGUCUAGAAUGACAGGCUGCUCCAGGAUGGAAUGGGGAAGCAGUGAGAGAGAAAAAGCAGAGAGGUUUAAAAAGGUGAGGCAGCAGUUGGUGGGAAAGGCUUCUGCUUGUAAUCCUGCCUGUCAGAGCAACUGGCCAGAUCAGGUGUCGCUAAACUACAACUCCCAUCAUCCCUUGCCAUCAGCCGUGUUGGCAGGGGCUGAUGGGAGCUGUGGUUCAGCAACAUCUGGAAGGCCAAAGGUUCCCCACACUUGAGCUACAUGGAUAAACAGUCUGGCUGGUUAUAAGGCAGGCUUUGCCAUCCUAGUGCCCCUUCCAGAUGUUCUGAGCUGCGACUACUGGCUGCGUUGGCUGGGGCUGACGGGUGUUGCUUUCAAACAACAACAUCUGGAGGGUGCCAGAUCGGUGGAGAUUGUCUUACAGAUAUCUGCCAGAGAUAAUCGGGGUAUAAGGAGAAGCAAGAACAAAGUACAGUGGUAUCUCGGGUUAAGUACUUAAUUCGUUUCGGAGGUCCGUACUUAACCGGAAACUGUUCUUAACCUGAAGCACCACUUUAGCUAAUGGGGCCUCCCGCUGCUGCUGCGCCGCCGGAGCACAAUUUCUGUUCUCAUCCUGAAGCAAAGUUCUUAACCUGAAGCACUAUUUCUGGGUUAGCGGAGUCCGUAACCUGAAGCGUAUGUAACCUGAGGCGUAUGUAUACCGAGGUACUACUGUAGUGGAACAAGGCAGGGCUAACCCUUAGCCAGGAAUUUUGCAGGAAGGAGGAGUUGCGAUAAUCCUUGCAAACCAGCCAGAGCAUAAAUGCAGAUUGCCCUACUCCAGCCGAAAAAGUUAUUUCAUUGUCUUGCUUCCUAUGGACUAGAAUCUUGCCUGCCCAUUAUCUCUGCAACAGCUAGAUAGAGACGGAAUGUGUUUAGCUUUUUUUAACAGCAGCUGAACAAAAGAGCCAGGGUGCUGUAAGGGUUAAGAGUGUCUGAUCCGCACUCCGACAUGAUGCUCACUGAGUGGCUGUGGGUCAUUCCCUGGCUAUGCACCCACCGUGCAUUUAAAGGACCUGGUUUCCCCAAAAAGAAUCCUGGGAACUGCAGUUUACCCCUCGCAGAGCUACUAUUCCCAGCAUCGCUAAGAAACUACAGUUCUCACGAUCCUUUGCGUGGAAGGCAGGUGCUUUAAAUGUACGCUGUGUACGGAAUCACUGUCUCUCACCCUAAUCCGCCUCACAGGGUUGUUGUGAGGAUAAAAACGGGGAGGAUGAGAAUCACCUUCAUCACCUUGAGCUCCUCUGAAGAAAGGUGGGGUUGAAAUGCAAUGAAAGUCAGGGAGAAGGGAUUAGAAUAUCCAGUUGGUGGACAGUCUCUCCCCCCCCCCCCAAUCAUCCAAGGCAGUGUGGUGAUGCAAUUCCUUUUUUCUGCAAACGCUCCGAGGGCGGAGCGUUCUCCCCCUCUGCAUCCCCAAGUGCUGCACUCGGCUGUCGCGCGCAAUCGCCCCUCGCUUGCCGGGCACACGGUUGAUGGAAAUAACAGCGCUGUCGCCCCAGAUUAGUGUCGCUGGGCUGUGUGGCUGUUCUGCAAAAGAACCUCCGGGAGAAGGAGACUUUUGUGCUGGCUGAGUGUGUGGGCGGGGACGCAGGCAAGCCAAGAUUAUAAUUCCUAGGUUUUUUAAAAUUUUAUUUUAAAGGGGUGGCAGAAGAUAGGAGCAGAACCGCGGGGCUUUGGCUGCAGAUGGGUAUAUAUGGGUCACUAGGAAAUAGCGGACUUUGGGACUGCGGGAUGUGGAAGAGGGAGAGGCGAGGAGCAGGCAGAGGAAAUACGGGGUGUUUGCAGAGGGGGGAUUGUAUUAUCUGCAUGCACGUGUUACACGAAACAAACACAUGCACACACAAUUUAGCUGUGAGUCCUGUAUCGUGGGGGGUUUGGACUGUAUGACCUUUGGGGAUCCCUUGCAGGUGGUGGAUGAAGGAGGGGAUAGAGAUUUGGAGAGGGAGGGUCCCAUAGAUCUAGGGCGGAGCUCGCUGCUUUCCACAUAGAAGUGUGCAGGUUCAGUGUCUGCACCUACAGCUAAAACAGAGGUGGGAAAAUUCAUUCAGCCCAAGAGCCAGGAAGGUUUCUGGGGGCUGCAUGCCAGUGGUGGGAGGGGCCAGAGGCAAAAGUGGGCGGGGCAACAAAUGCACACGUAACUUUUGUACAGUAGGCAAAUUUCUACACUCAGUCACACAUCCUCCAUCCAAGCAACCAAAAGGCAUGGUCAGAGUUCAUGGACCAAUCCCAGCCAGGCAGAAAUACUCCAGGAGGGUGUGGAGCAGGCAUUGGCCCUCCAGAUGUUUUGGGACUACAACUCCCAUCAUCCCUAGCUAACAGGACCAGUGAUCAGGGAUGGUGGGAGUUGUAGUCCCAAAACGUCUGGAGGGCUGAGUUUGCCUAUGCCUGGUGUGGAGGGAGGGCCAUUGAGGGGUGUGGCCCGGAAGAGGGGGUGUGGCUUCAAGAAGGUGGGGGUAACCUAGCAAAACCAUCCAUUAGCAUAUAAACUAGUGACUUUACAGUGUCAACCGCACAGUGUUUCUCAAACUUGCGUCACCGGCUGUUGUUGGACUAUAACUCCCAUCAUCCCUGACCAUUGGUCCUGCUGGCCAAGGAUAAGCUGAACCUAGCAGGAGAGCUUACUCUAUGGUCUUAACCCUUUCAUGCAUUAAUUAAACUUAGGCAUGUUGGUUAUAUGAGGUUGGUUAUCCCACAGUUUGGGCGUUGAGGGAGAGCGGCACAGACCUCAGGGCAGAGACAGCCUUCCCUAAGCUGGCACCCUCCAGAUGCCAUUGGACUACAACUCCCAACAGCCCUGCCUGCAAGGCCAGAGGCCGGGAAUGAUGGGAGUCGUGGUCCGACAACAUCUAGAGGGCUAAAAGUUGGGGAAGGCUGCUGUGCAGCAACCACACACAAACUCAGAGAGAGAGAGAGAGAGAGAGAGUUCUUAAUUUUUGUUUGUCUCUGUUUUAGUUUCUUCCUCCGCAGUCCCAGGAGCCUUGUUCCCCAGGCGGCACGCAGCGAAAGGGUUUCUUAGCAAGCCUGGCAAACAUCACAAGGCUGCUGUGGUCCUUGGUGUCUCGAUCAAACGCUCACACACACAAGCCACACACACAGAGCCCUUGAGCGGCUUCUGCCCUUCAGAACAGAGGCUGCCUCCCUCCAUCCCAGAAGUGUGAAAAAUGCUUGCAGAGGAGGGUGUUGCUGGGCACGUGCUCACACCCUCAAUGCCCACAACCCCCCAAAAGCAGAGUGCUUUUCUUCUUCUUAUUCUCUCUCUCUCUCUCUCUCUCUCUCUCUCUGUGUGUGUGUGUUGGAAGAUGCGAUUUUGGAAGAGGAUGGCUAAUCUCUCCUUGGCACGGAACCUAGCGCCUUUGAAUCUUUUUCCAAGUCCCUGCAGGGAAAUGUGGCAGGGAGCUGUAUUUUUCUUGAUAACACGGCUUUAAUGGGGAUUGGGGGGAGAUGCAUCAAGAAAGCAGGAUUGGGGGGGGGGGCGGGAGAAAGAGAAAGGAGGCUGAUCCAGGAUCUCCUCCUCCUGUUCCAGCAGCACAUGAAGUGCUGGAAAGAUCUGAGGGUGGGGGAGUUAACAUGUUUGUCUCCCAUCAGAAAGCCUUUUUGCUAAACCUGACCCAAUUUAUAUCUAGAGAGAGAGGAUGUUUUUAAAAGCAAGAGGGGGAAUAAGGAAUUUAGUUAAGCAUUCAUUGGCUCUUAGUGGCAUUCUCCUCUCUCUCCCCCCCCCCCCCAGUUUUUAACCACAGAUGAAAUUAGAUGCUGCUUGAUUGUAAAAUCAUCAUCAACAUCAUAUUGUAGAAUUGACAGAAGGGGCCCCAGGGUCAUCUAGUCCAACCCCCUGCCGUUCAUUAUUUACAUGAAUGAUCAUGUAAUUCAUGGCAUCAAAAGCAGGGUGGAUAUACCAAGUGAAAGGAUUUAAACAUAAACAGAGGGAGAAGGAGGUCAUUAAUUGAUCGAAACCCACUUUCCACCAAUUAACGACUACCUCUCAGUUUUCCCAUGUGUAAAAUUGGAAUGAAAUAGUGGGCAAGCUUCACCGCUUUGUGAGGGCAGAUGCAGCAAGGAUUUCGUCAGCACAUCCAGCGUGGGUGUACCCCACGGUAAAAAGAAAAGAUGAAAGGACGGAAGGAAAGGAAUAUUAAGAUAUACCAGGGAUGAUGGCUAGAGCUGGCCAAGCAAGUAGCAUGUAGAGCUAAGUCAUAAGCCCACAAUUCCAGACAAGUGCACAACCCACAAGACGCAGAAUUUAGCAAUCUAAGAAUUAUCAGUUUUUGAGGGUUUCUUUUUUCUUAAGACUCUAGCCCUUAAGGCUGCGAUAAGGCUGUUAUAAAGAAUUUAUUCGUUUAUUGCAUUUAUAUCCCAUCAUUCUCCCAAGAAGUUCAAGGCUGUAUACAUGGUUCUCCCCUUCUGAUCCCCACAACAACCUUGGAAGGUAGGCUGAGAGCCAGUGACUGGCCUGAGGUCCCUCAGUGGGCUUCAUGACCAAGGGGGCAUCUGAAUCCUGGUCUCUCCCAAGUCUGAAUCCGACACCCUAACUACUACACCACACCGACUCUCACUGUGAAUAAUGUCUGCUGGAACCUUUUAAAUUAGAGGUGCACUCAUUACAAUUGCUAGCAAUUCAGGGAACAGAGGUCUAUUCCCUUUCCCAUGAAAAGCCGGCACUAGAUAAGAAUAUGGUGAAAAUAAAUCAGUAAAUCUGACAGAAAAGCAACACUGGAAUCUCAUUUCCCCCCUCCAAGGCACAAUUUGUCAAUUAUGAUAUAAGUGCCAAAUGUAUGCAUGCAGCAAGCUAUCACAACACUAAAAUACAUGACCAAAAACCCCAACAAACCAUACCUGGAUUUAGUCCAGAGAAUUGGCUACCUGCUUAAGUCGGGACAAAACGAUGACACCUGUCUGGGGAGGGUGAGCGAAGGAGCAAAAUGCCACAGGUGAGGGAAGCAGCUGUGAAGAUUUCUGGCACAAAGCCUCUGCCACAGGUGUGGGGAGCCUUUGGCUCUCCAGAUGUUGUCGGACCACAUGCUUCAUUAGCCAAUCGGGAAACCUAGAGUACAGCCAAUCAGAGCCUGAGGAAAAACUCCCAGGCCUGGUGGCCAGACACUGGCUUCUCAGGGUGCUUCUGGUGAUGCAUUAAUGUAAUUUGAGCCUGUGGCUCUGCAGACCACAAGCUAUGGCGACUGGGAGUGGUUGUAACACCUGGAGGGCCACAGGUUCCUCAUGCAUGGGCUUCGUCAGGUUUUGAAUGUAAAGGAAAGCGUCCCCUGAGCAUGUGCAGAGAGCUUCACUUCUUGGUGCUGAGUAACCCAAAGCCAGUUGCCUCACCCAUUAUCUGGAGAAAGAUGGGGGCGAGAAAUACAUGGGGAAUGUCCAGUUGCCAAAGCGCGAGACUCUUAAUCUCAGGGUCAUGUGUUCAAGCCCCUCAUUGGGCAAAAGAUUCCUGCAUUGCAGAGGGGUUGGGCUAGAUGACCCUCAUGGUCCCUUCCAACCCUACAGUUCUAUAAUUCUAUCUCAAAAGCUUGGAAGCCUUUGCCUGCUGUGGGGAAGACCAGUCAGGUUGGCGUUCCUGGCAAGUCCCCCUGGGGAGGGCAUUCCACGACUGGCGUGCCAACUCCUAGAAGGCAUUCUCUGGAAGACAUCCGCUUCGCUACCCAUGGCAGCCUUCCCUGUUUAAUGUAGGGAUGGAGAACCUGCAGCCCUCUCUAUGUUGCCGGGAUACCAGCCAGCAGGGCCAAUGGUGGGAGUUUUCACCCAGUGUCAGAUCUGGAGGGCCGCAGAUUCCCCUGCCUCUCUCAAAGGCUACAUGCACACUGGGACCUGCAGUCAGUGGCGGACCCACAUUUUGGGGGCCCUGAAGAAUGAACUGCUAUGGGGUCCCCUUCACAACCAACAACAAGGUCCGGGUAAUCUUAGUUAAAAGGGUUGUUCCACAACAGUUCACCACAAUUUUUUAAAAUUAAAAAAUAGCCACUACAUUUCAUAUUUUGAUUAAAAUUGCUCUACUAGACUAUUUCACAUCUCAAAGUCACUUGUGUGAAUUCAAGUUAUUUGCGGGGUGUGUGUGAAAAUUAGGGAAAUGUUAUUUACAUUCAUGAUGCGUCAUAAAAUGAUUGUGAGUUGUGUGAUUCAAAUUGGGUCUACUAGACCCAAUUUUUUAAAAAGCAAUGCAGAGUAAAGUCAUUUCGGGGGGGGGGCUGGGAUUAGGGGCCCUGAAAUUUAAGCUUCAUUAGUUUCAUAGUAGAUCUGCCCCUGGCUGCAGUUUGUUAGAAGCGCUGGGAAUUAUAGCUGUCUGAGGUGUAAACUAGAGUGCCCAGGAUUAUUUGAGGGGAAAUAAUGUGUUUGAGUGUGCGAUUCCCACAUUGUAAUACAGUGGUACCUCGGGUUAAGUACUUAAUUCGUUCCGGAGGUCCGUGCUUAACCUGAAACUGUUCUUAACCUGAAGCACCACUUUAGCUAAUGGGGCCUCCUGCUGCUGCUGCCACGCUGCUGGAGCCCAAUUUCUGUUCUCAUCCUGAAGCAAAGUUCUUAACCUGAAGCACUAUUUCUGGGUUAGCGGAGUCUGUAACCUGAAGCGUCUGUAACCUGAAGCAUCUGUAACCUGAGGUACCACUGUAUCUGGAUCGUGUGGGGUGGCAGAGCUCAAUGAAACCUUAAACACCCCUGACAAAAGGAAGAAAACAUGAGCGCCAACUUGCUGCAUGCUCUUCUGAGCCCGGUUUUUUGAACCGGGAAGGGCAGGGUAUAAAUAAAAAAAUAUUAUUAUUGUAUAUUAUUAUCUCUCCCUCCCUCCCUCUCUCUUUCCCCCUGCAGUUCACCUUUCCCAAUGCCUCCCUCGCCUCUGGAAGAACGGAUCGGCGUGCUGCAGCGACCCAAAACUUUGGCCUUGCGCCUCAACCACAGCUUUGCCAACGGGGGCACCCCAGGCGGUGGCGAGAAGCAGCCCCCGGCGGCCUCCAGAGGGUCUGGCCAGGCCGCCCCAGCUCCCGCGAAGGCGCCCUGCGACGAGGCCGCACGCCGGGGGACGCCGGGCCUCCUGCAGCCCAACCACUCUCACACCAUUGACAUCAAGCUGACGGUGGGAGGCGUGCAGAGCCUGUCGCCUGAGAGGAACGUCUCCCUUCAGUUGGACCUCAAGCAGGCCGAGCCUAAGCCGAAAGGCCUCGCUGGGCCCCAGCUGAAGGUCUUCUUGCCCCAGGCGAAGCUCAAGAAGCGCUGCUUCAAGGAGAACUCCAAACCGGCGGUGCUGGACACAUCCACCAGCUCCUCCUGCCUCUCCAGCCCCGCCAUGCACCCCCUCAAAUGCGGAUGCCGCGGCUGCUGGCGCCUCAUGCGCUGCGAGGACGCCGGACCCAAGGGCGGCUUGCUCUCCCUGGGCUGCUUCUCCUGCCGUUCCAGUCUGCGCUCCCUCAGCUGCUCCAGCUGCAGCCCGCCGUCCGUCAAGAAGCUGGGGUGCCUGCCCUGCGCCCCCUCCUCGGCCCUGCGCUCCCUGGCCUGCCUGGCUUGCAACCCCUCAGUCAAGUCGGGCAGCUCCUCCUGUAGCUUCUGCAGCAGCGACCCCAUCGUGGCCUACGACCCCCGGGCGGGCUCGUCCCCGGCCCCCAGCUGCGGGGACGACGAUGACUACAGCGUCCGCACCAUCUGGCCCGACGAGCUGGCCAAGAAAAUGACACGGUCCCGGGCGCAACAGCAGCAGCAGCAGCACGUCUCCCCACUCAUCCUGGACUGCCGCAACCUGAUGGAAUACACCAAGAGCCAGCUUCAGGGCGCCAUGCGCUUCGGAGCAGCCGACGCAGCGGGCCGGAGGCGGCUCCAGCAGGGGAAGAUGGCCAUGCUGGAUUUCAUCUCCUCGCGGGGAGGCUGCGACGCAAGGGACUCCUCGCUGCAGCGUCUCUGGGCCAAGGAGCCCGGCGGCCGCGCCAGUCCGGAGCCUCUCCCUGCCAGCCCCCCCAAGCCCCGCAAAACGCAGCCCUCCCAGAAUCUCCACCUGGUGCUAGAUCUGCUCAACAAAGAUGGCGGGCAGGAAGGGGUCGGCCGGAGAGGUGAGCUGGGGGUUCUAGGUGCCGACCGCUGUGGUGGCGGCAGAAAUUGCAUUGGUGUGUCAAAAGUUCUUUCUCCUGGGGCCACCACCUCCCUAGUUGCCCUGAGCCUUCUUCUGGUCCGAGGGGAAUGCGUUCUGGGCUAACACAGUGUCUCCCCGCUUUAAAGAACUCCUGCCUCCAGACAAGAGGUUGAUUAUUUCUGCAAGGCUGCCGCUUAUCCAUCAGCCUUGAGUUUCCCUCGGGUCCUUCUCAGGCUUCCUGAGGUUAUAUUUUUCCUUAUUACAUUUUGUUCCACAUUGAACUACCUGUUUCCUGGUUGGUAAUAAUAAUAAUAAUAAUUUAUUAUUUAUAGGCCACCCAUCUGACUGGGUUUCCCCAGCUACUCUGGGUGGCUCCCAACAGAAUUAAUGAUAUAAUAAUAAUAAUAAUAAUAAUAAUGUAAAAAGCAAUAAAACAUCAGACAUUAAAAACUUCCCUGAACAGGGCUGCCUUCACAUAUCUUCUAAAAGUCAGAUAGUUGUUUAUUUCCUUGACAUCUGAUGGGAGGGUGUUCCACAGGGUGGGUGCCACUACUGAGAAGGCCCUCUGCCUGGUUCCCUGUAACCUCAAUCUUGCAGGGAGGGAACCUCCAGAAGGCCCUCAGUGCUGGUCCUCAGUGUCUGGGCAGAACAAUGGGGGGGGGGAGAUGCUCCUUCAGGGCCAAGACCGUUUAGGGCUUUAAAGGUCAGCACCAACACUUUGAAUUGUGCUUGGAAACAAACUGGGAGCCAAUGUAGGAUGUAGACUCCCCUUGAAAGCCACAGGGAGAAAGGAAGUUUGGAGGAGAACCAUAGAUGCUCCCUAGAGCUCAUUGGGGGAGAUAUGGGAAAUUAAACCACAAAACAUUAUGUUGAUAGAAUGAAUACAGCAGGAAGACACAACAGGGCAGUUCUUUCCAUGCAUGUUUUCCCUAUGCCAAUUGGGUUAGGUUUAAGAUUUGCACCACUCCACCAUCUCUUUGGUGACCUCAUCCCAGCUGCAUGAGCAGAUGGCAAGAUGCGAAGGGGGGCUUCACACACCCCCAGUUCCCCCCCACCUCACUUUUAGCACCUGUUCAAAACCCCGUUGAACCAGAAUGAACUCUACCCAGCUGGUAGCAUGACAUCAUUUCUUUGACCUUCUUUCACACUUGCCCCCUCCCUUCUCCCCAGCCCCUGCCAGCCCCCACCAUGGAGGGUGGGGUGUCAUUUUACAUAGCAGAUGUUUUAGGUCAGGAAGAAGAACAAGUCCCCUCCCUUUUCGCCCCCACCUUCCUCCCACAGAAAACUGCAAAGGGGAAGGGGGAAGCCACUCCAAGUGAUUUGGUUAGCACCAAUUUGGAGCAUACGGAGUUCCCUUAUACGGAAUUGGACCGCUGACCUAUCUAGCUCAGGGCUGCCUGCUCUGACUGGCAGCAGCUCUUGGGGUUUCAGGCAGGGAGCUUUCCCAUCCCUAUCUAGAGAUGUCACUGGGGGGUUGAACCUGCAUUUAAGCAGAGGCUCUCACACGACCUUUUUCAGGGGUUGUUUCUGUGAGGUGGGCACAGAAGAGAUUCAGAAACUCACAACUUAGAAUAUUACUCUGCCACCAAAUUGACCAGCUUUGGGUGUCACACAGAGCUCUUUUCCCGUGUUGUGCCUUUAGGUAAUUUUAUACCUUGGACUUCAGCAUCUGGCUGGGAUGGGGGUGGCUGGAGAGGCUCUUUGGUGCCCCACCUGCCCACCAGUGGUGGCCAGUGGUCAGGGGUGAUGGGAAUUGUAGUGCAAAACAUCUAGAGCAGGUGCAGCGGGCAAAGGGGGGAACCUUUGGCUCCCCAGAUGCUGAUGAACUACACAUCCCAUCAGUGCCAGCAAGGAUAGCGUACGACCAGGGAAGAUGUGAGCCAUAGCUCAACCACAUCUGGAGGGCUAAAGGACCCCCACACCUGAUCCAGAGCGCCCCCCCAUUCACUUGCUUCAAAAUUAGGGAGCGCCAGCCCUGCUGUGUUUCCAGCUCCCUGUCCCCAACACACCUUUUUCUGAGUGGGGCUCUGUGCCUACACUUCCAUCCAAACCUCCCACCUUGGCAGCAUGACCGGCAGGUCAUUGGGAGGGCAGCUGCUUUGCAGGGGGAAAGUCCCUGGUUUCAUCCACAGCAUCUCCAGGUAAGGUUAGGGAGACCACGCCGCCCCAAAAUCCUGGAGUGGUGCUGACUGUCAGUGCAGACAAUACUGAGAUAGGCAAUUGUCUAUCACUGCAGUCUAGUGCAAAACUCCUUGAGGAUCAUUUGAUGCAAACACUCCAAAUAAAUAAGGAAAUGAGAGCAAAAUGUUUUGCCUGUGCUCACAUCCUUGGUUUCUAACUGCUCAGCCAAACCUACUGAUCGAUUAAAACUUCGCAGCCCUAAUUAAAAUUGAAUUAUUACAAUUCAUUUCUUUACUCGCUUACACAAAGCUUUUUAUCCUGCCAGAAAAGGCUCCCAGAUCAGCUUACAAAUGUCAGUGGUAAAAUAGUCCCUGCCCUCAGGCUUAAUUUAAAGAAAGUGAGAAAGAAAGAAAGAAAGAAAGAAAGAAAGAAAGAAAGAAAGAAAGAAAGGGGGCACACACAAAAGGAAAACAGAUUGGGAGGGAGGAGGAAAAAAUAAAACUCAAGCACUUUUUCUGCACAAUGCUUCCACCCCAGGGACUCAACCCCUUUGCUUUGUGUUUUGACCACAGGCAGUCUGAUUGGGCCAGAUGUUGCGGACGGCCCAGAUGACUUGGGGCCCCCACUCACGCCUGACCUGGAGAACGCUGAGCUGAGCCCCAUUCUGCCCUUCCUGUUCCUGGGCAACGAACGAGACGCGCAGGACCUCGAACGGAUGCUGAGCCUCAACGUGGGGCACGUUCUCAACGUCACCACCCACCUGCCCCUGUACCACGCCGACAGCGGGCGCCUGCGCUACAAGCGCCUCCCCGCCACCGACAACAACCGCCAGGACCUGCGCCAAUACUUCGAGGAAGCUUUUGAGUUCAUUGGUGAGGUCUAGUCCUGGGGCGAAAUAAAGGGGAGGCUGUAGCUCAGUGGUAGAGCGUCCGUCUUGCAUGCAGCGGGUCCCGGGUUCAAUUCCUGGCAUCUCCCUCUGGAAUGGUCUUUUAUUUGAAACCCUGAUGAUUCAAAGCCAGCCAGGAUAGACAAUAGGUAGAUGGAUCAAGGGGUCUGACUCUGUACAGGGCAGCUUCCUAUGUUCCUCAUUUCUAUUUUCCUCCCAAUCUGUUUCCCUUUCUAAAAAAAACUUUGCUGCCUGUUCGCCUGGGGCCUAUUCUUAACUCGCCGUAGGCGAACAGGCAAGGAGUUGUGUGUGAAAUGGAAUUUAGUCCAGGAAGCAUUUGUGUGCACCCCCUUUCUCAGGUUAGCGUUGACGCUGUUUCUCCCCUCCCCCCUUCCCUUACUCCAGAGGAGGCACACCAGAGCGGCAAAGGAGUCCUCAUCCACUGCCAGGCCGGUGUCUCCCGCUCAGCCACCAUCGUCAUCGCCUACCUGAUGAAGCACACGCUCAUGACCAUGGGCGACGCCUACAAGUAUGUCAAAGGCCGAAGGCCCAUCAUCUCGCCCAACCUCAACUUCAUGGGGCAACUGCUGGAGUUCGAAGUGGACCUCAACGCCGGCGUCACACCCCGGAUCCUCACCCCCAAGCUGGCCGGAGUGGAGACCGAAGUGUGAACAAGAUGGGGGUGCAGGAUGAGCUCCGUCAAUCUCAGGGCUGGGAAGAAGAGGAAGGGGGGGCGGGAGUGCAAUAAGGGGACUGAUGGACGGCAAGUGAGGGCUGAAGCAGUGAGCAGGAAUUCGGGGAGGGGGGCUUCUCAACUACUUUAUUACAUCCCCCCCCCACUUGAGGGAACUUUGCUUGGAUACCUUUCUAAGUCCACCAACCUGAAAACGCUCAGCGUACAAGGCGACAGACAACGCCAAAGACUGAUGGCGCUCCGUUCUGUAGGUACCGCUGCUGCUGCUGCUGCCGCCAUCGGAAUUUUGGGGAACAGUUAUUUCUACAAUGACUUCUGAAAAAAAACUUUCUUACCUUCGUGGGGUGGGGAAUGGGUGGUGUGUGUGUUCGUGUGUGUGUGUGAUCAUGCUGGGUUUUAAUUUAUUGGGGUGGGGAGUGUGUGUGUGUAUAAAUUGGGGGGGGGGAGUUCUCUUUGUCUUCUCCCCAGUUUUUUUGAUCCAGAUGCUGAUAUUGCCUUGCUUUCCACCACGAUGGACUAAUUUGGGGCUGGGGUAUCCUAAGCAAUUUACACGUGUGUUUGUGUGUGUGUGUGUGUGUGUGUGUGUGUGUGCAGUAAUGGAAGAGGGGGUGUCCAUGGGGAACAUUGCGGGUGUGAAACUCCUCUCCCCCCCCCCAAUUCCCACCAGAUUUUAAUGCUCAGGAUCACAGAAUCUCUUCUGGAUAAGAGUGUGGGUGGAAAGAAGGGGGGGGCAAUUCACAAUUAAUCUCCCCCCCUCCUUUGCUUGGGGUGUAUGUGUGUUUGGGGGGGGGGAGAAGAGCCCUCAGUUCUGCCCUCUCAUCUAGUUAUUUAUUUGAACUGUAAUUGCUGCUUAGACUCUUUUGACCACCAACCUGUUAUGUGGCUCUUAACAAGGGUUAAUACUGUGGAACUGAUGAUAUUAUGGGAUGGGGGCGGGGACUGGACCCUCCUUUUCCUCCUGCCCCUUCCCUCAAACAUAUUGUUAAGCACUUCUCCCCCCUUUCCCCUCCCCUUCUCAGGGUUAUAUGAUGUAACUGGAACUUGUCUUCCAUUAAUUAAGGGGUUCGGGGUUUUUUGACAAUGGGGAAGGGAUGCUGAAACUGGCGGGGGGGGGAGUCCCCCUAGGACUCUCUAGCUCCCCUAAAUUUUAUUUUAGGUUUCUUGGGGCUGGUAUGGAGUGGGUGUCGUUGUCUCCCCCCAGCUAAUUUAUAUUACGAUGCAAUAUAUACACAAAAAUUUUGGUUGUUAAUGUUAGGUGCUUUAAAGUGUCCCUGCCCCCCACCUCCGGCUCCUCUUCCCGCACCGCACAAAGAGGAGACAGGGUGUGACAUGCGUCCCUUCAUGUCAGUGGUCUUUCAGCCGUUCCCAGUCUUUUCCCAAACAGAAUUUGAACCCAUCACCAGCAAGGAGCAAGUGGGGGGAUAAACGUUAUGGAGGCUAUGGGCCCCAUCUCUCCACCAGCGAACUCGCCAGUCAUACAAAAUGGAAAAGCCCAACAUCCCAGUCCGUCAAGCUGUGGCACAAUAUUUGUUUGUUUGGGGAUGGGGUAAUUUCCCUUGUAAUCAUCAACAUCUCAUCAUUUCUGUAGAUGUAAAAAUACAUUGUGGAAGACGUUGCUCUCAUCCCCAGGUUCUCACCAAUGUAGCACUCUCUGGAAGUUGCUAGACUCCAGCUCCCAUCAUUCCUGACCAUUGGGGCUGAUGGGAGUUGGAGUCCAGCAACAUCCAGAGUGUCAUCCCACCCAUCCUCAAAUACUCCCAGAAUCCUAAGCGGGAUGGCAUGGCACCCACUUGGAACUUGUAAUUUUCUGGGUGGCUGGAAAAACACCCAAUAGCCAAGAGGCCAGGAGAUGCAAUAAGGUAGCCUGUUCAGCCCUCAGCUUGAUGAUCAGAAAUUACUGGUUCAAGGACCUAUUACAAGACGCCAUAGAUGUGCCCCCCCCCCGCCCGCGAUUGAGCAGGGGCCACAUCUGACCAGACCAGCGCUCCAAACUGCCAUUGAAAUGUUUUUUAAAUCAAUGCCCCCUGGCCCCACAAAGAAAUGUUUUAAAAUCCUCCAGCCCCCAAAUUUCACUUCAGCUAUUGAGGUUGGGGUGAUGGUGGUGGUAGCACCUAAACAUGAAAGUGGGAUCUGUGUCAGAAUGAUUGAUGUUUGUGGCUGAGCUGCAGACAAAUCUUCGCUCUCGCCUCUUCUGGAAUGCAGAGAUGCAGAAAGGCUUCUGUCUGGCUUUGGCGGCUAAGUGAUGUUUGCCCAGCUGUGGAAGGGAGCAGUUCUGCUCAGUGCUUAGAGCCUUGUAUGCAGAAGGUCCCAGGUUCAAUCCCUGGCAUCUCCAGGCAGGACUGGGACUGUCCCUUACCUGAAACCCUGGAAGGCUGCUGCCAGCUGGUGUAGACACUACUGAGCUGGAUGGAGCAAUGGGUCCAGUGCAGCAUAAGGCUUGAUGUUCCUAAGGAACAGCAAAGCACCCUCUGCUCCCCCCACCCCUCCCCUGGUGCAGAUCCAGAGUGGCUGGUGAAUGCAACAGUUCCUCCCCCCUUUUUUCCAUUUAAAGAGUUUUGUAGUGAAACUAAAAUGCCCCACCCCAUCCACCCGCUGGACAGGAAGCUGAUGUGGUCAAGACUAUAAGGUUCCCCCCUUCCCUUCCCUGCUGUGUCUUUUUGGAUCUCGUCUUUGUUAUUUAUUGGGCCCAAGUGUGAGGCCCCAGCGUCAUAAUUUAUUAAACGUGGUCUUUCUCUUUUUUUGUAACAA
Podarcis lilfordi (Lilford's wall lizard) is the source of this 19845-nucleotide messenger RNA. The record is from the annotation of a GenBank genome assembly. Lineage: Eukaryota; Metazoa; Chordata; Lepidosauria; Squamata; Lacertidae.